Messenger RNA from Hydatigera taeniaeformis, 873 nucleotides. Lineage: Eukaryota; Metazoa; Platyhelminthes; Cestoda; Cyclophyllidea; Taeniidae. The record is from the annotation of a GenBank genome assembly.
AUGGAGAUGAUUUGCAUUGUUCACUAUUUUCACUGUCUUCAAGAUUACUUCAUUGAAGUGGAAACGAGUCGUGCCAACGAAGCUGGCACACAUCACAUCGGUUGGCUUCAAAUCAAAGGUCGACUAGGCAUCUCUCCGAUCCUAAAACUCACCGAUCCGGAUGGUAAACCUGUCCUACAAACCGGAUCCACUGAUACAUUUAGAAUGACAUGCGAGAGUUUGGGAGCACUGCAACAAAUCUACGUGGGACUAGUCGAUCCCAAUCUCACCUUGGACGAGGAGGACGAGGAGCCAAAAUACGUCAAUCUUCAAUUGAAUAGGCAAAAUCAGUGGAAUUGUAGGAGUAUUUUAGUGUCCGAUGGUCGAGAUGGUGAAACGUACCUCUUCAACAUCAAUCAGUGGAUUAUGGCCACACCUGAAGUCGAUCGUCGAAAUUGUGUUGCUGCCCGACCUGCUGAGUUGCGUAUCACCCAACCACCAAAGAAGAAGAUUGAUACUGUGAAAGACUCUUUUGAUGCAACCACGGCUCCAACAGUGACUUAUAGGAUAAGCAUUGAAACAGGCGACGAGGAGACUGCUGGAACAACAGCAAACGCCUACAUCACUCUCUACGGCAAUCAAAAAGGUGCCACCUCGGGUUCACAACGCCUUCAGAGAAUCUCCAAUCUCACAUUUGCACGAGGACAAGUGGAUGUCUUUUUCAUUUCAUGUGCUAAAUUAGGUGCGUGUCUCCCUUUCCAUCCUCAUCCACCAUCUACAAUUCACCUCUUAGUACUUAAAAUUGUGACCCUCAGGGAAGGGCAUUGCUUCAAUCAAACCAACAGUUCCCUCCUCAUGAUGGAUGGAGGAGAUUGGGACUAUUGUUGCGCAUAA